Rhineura floridana is the source of this 1156-nucleotide messenger RNA. It is a transcript of the gene CENPS, whose product is annotated as centromere protein S. The record is from RefSeq and is a predicted model, not a curated record. Gene Ontology annotation, molecular function: chromatin binding; protein heterodimerization activity. The transcript is spliced from 5 exons. Gene Ontology annotation, biological process: resolution of meiotic recombination intermediates; replication fork processing. Gene Ontology annotation, cellular component: FANCM-MHF complex; Fanconi anaemia nuclear complex. The coding region runs from base 332 to 787 and encodes 151 amino acids. NCBI's taxonomy places the organism in Eukaryota, Metazoa, Chordata, Lepidosauria, Squamata, Rhineuridae.
CAUAAGGCCAGAGCAGUCUCCUCACGCGCUGAGCCCCACAUGAUCAACUAGUCUCCUCACAUAUUGAGCCCCACAUCGACCAGCCACAGCCCCGCCCCGCCCCCUUUCUCUCUCCUGGCUUGGCCUCACAGCCAUUCCUCCCUUCUCUUUUCCCCUCAGCCUCUCCUUGUCUGCCAUGACAGACACCGCGGCUCCCCGCCGGCCCCCGUUUUCCCUCAGAGGCGCCGCCGCCGCCAUCAUCAACGCCUGAGGGGGAAGAGGGAGGGGUUAGGCGGGAAAUUCGAGCGCCGUUUUGCUUGGGCGUCUUGGCCGCCUCAGCGAAGGGCCCGCCAUGGAGCGAAGGAAAGAGGAGAAGGAAAGCGAGGAGGCCGAAGAGAAGGGGGCCGGCGAGCGCCCCUCAGACACCCUGAGGUUGAAAGCCGCAUUUCAUUAUACUGUUGCUUGCCUCUGCGAAGAAGUUGCAGAAGACAAAGAAAUCCAGUUCAGUAAACAAGCCAUCGCAGCUAUUUCUGAGAUCACCUUCAGGCAGUGUGAAAUUUUUGCAAAAGACCUUGAAAUGUUUGCUAGGCAUGCAAAGCGAAGUACAGUUAAUCUGGAAGAUGUGAAGCUUUUAGCUAGAAGAAGCAAGUCCUUGCUGAAGUACAUCACUCAGAAGAGCGAAGAACUUGCUUUGAAUAGCCUGGAACAAAAAAAGAAAAAGAAAUCAGGCUCUAAAAAAGGGAGAAGAGCAUCUGAUGAGCAGGUGGAACCUGUGGUGGCUGUGAAUGAAGAUUCCAAUAUGGCAUAAUUUUCUCUCUUUGUCUACAUCAAGACUGUCAUCUCCCAUUUUCAGCAUGGAGUAAUGAGGUUCCGGUGGUGCCUUAGGAUGACCAAUUGCCUCUUGCCCUUGCUUAGAACUCUAUGGUUUUUGUUAGUAAGUAAGCACAAGGCAAUUAGAAUAUUAGUUUCAUCUCUUACAGACGUGAAAAACGGAUGCCUUAAACUUUCAAGAAAUAAAUAUUUACUUAAAUGGAAAGAAUACUACUUUAAGAACCUUGAUAGUCUUUUUUUAGAAAGGAAAUUGUCACUUAUUAAGCACAGAAUUUGUUUUGUCCAGAUCAUAACAUACUAAAAGUAAUUAAAUUAGAGGGUCUUGAAGAAGACCUUCAUAUCCUCA